Molecule: messenger RNA, 438 nt
Organism: Colletotrichum lupini
Lineage: Eukaryota; Fungi; Ascomycota; Sordariomycetes; Glomerellales; Glomerellaceae
Exons: 1
Coding region: 1-438 (145 amino acids)
Source: RefSeq, a predicted model, not a curated record
AUGGUGGGGGAUUCUUUCUCCCCUAUUGGUAUUAUCCCCCCUUUAUUGCCGUAUGUUACGAUUUCGUAUAUUCCUCCGCGAUCUGAAGAAGAAUCUAAAUUAAUCCAGGUACGACGACGAUUCGUCACCGAUGGGCGGGGACGGGGUGGUUUAAGCUACUAUAGAAGCAUUGAAUGGGUAAGGGUAAGGAUUGACCUCGUAGCUAAGAGUCUGAUGUCUUUCCUUGUGUGUCUAUAUCGAGCCCUGAUCAAGGUCCGAGGAUUACGUUGGCAGGGAAUCGGGGUGCGGCACGUCACGUCAGAUAAAAAAGGACGGGACGGAGGAGACCCUCUCUCCAGGCCCUUUCAUCAAAGUGACACCCUGCGCAUCUUUUACCCCGUGAAAUGCGGUAUCACAAUGUUCUUAGCUGUCGUGGGUUUAUUAUGGAAUUUUCUGUGA